Paramecium primaurelia is the source of this 469-nucleotide messenger RNA. The record is from the annotation of a GenBank genome assembly. Lineage: Eukaryota; Ciliophora; Oligohymenophorea; Peniculida; Parameciidae.
AUGUAUAUAUUAAUAUUGCUUGAAAUCAUUCUAGUUACUAUAUAUUGUGCUAAAAUAAUCAACAAUAUUUGCUGCAAAGAUGUUAACUUUAUUGUAAAAGUUACAUGUCUGAUUUCUUGGUUAACGAAUUUCAUUUUACUUAUUUUAUUACCAUUAGAUAAUUAUAUAACAUUUAAAGAUCAAGAAACAUAUAGUAAUUAGAAUGGUUUAGAGGUUCAUUCCAGAGAAUAUGAAGCAAUAGCAAAUGUAAUAUUUCAUAUCAAUAAAGAUAUAUUAAAUAUUGUAUUGGGCUAAUUUCAUACUUUGCUGGACAAUUAUUCUAAUAAUGUAGGAAUAUGAAGAAGCUAUAGAUCUUAAUCAAACUUCAAAGUUUAUGAGAUCUUUAAUUAAUAAUGGCAAAUUUUUUUUAGUAAUUGGAAUUGCUGGCAUAAUAUUUGUUGUCAUACUUUUGAUUACAGGAUAAGCAUGA